Molecule: messenger RNA, 2085 nt
Organism: Macrobrachium nipponense
Lineage: Eukaryota; Metazoa; Arthropoda; Malacostraca; Decapoda; Palaemonidae
Product: cyclin-dependent kinase-like 3
Biological process (GO): protein phosphorylation
Cellular component (GO): nucleus
Molecular function (GO): ATP binding; protein serine/threonine kinase activity
Source: RefSeq, a predicted model, not a curated record
AUGGAGAGAUACGAGAGCCUGGGUAUUGUCGGGGAGGGUUCGUACGGCAUCGUUCUCCGUUGCCGACCAUAAGGAGACUGGGCAGACCGUGCUAUCAAGAAGUUCCUCGAGAGUGAAGACGACCACACUGUCAAGAAAAUCGCCCUCAGGGAAGUGCGCAUGCUCAAGAAACUCCGCCACGAAAACCUUGUGAACCUGAUCGAGUUCUUCCGACGCAAGCGCAGAUUGUAUCUGGUGUUUGAAUACGUCGACCACACCAUCUUGGACGAACUGGAAUCCACGGAGACCGGCCUGGAGGAAAGCAAAGCCAGAGCUCACAUAUUUCAAGUUCUUAGGGGCAUCGCCUUCUGUCACCAGAAUCAGAUCAUCCAUAGAGACAUCAAACCCGAAAAUGUGUUAGUGAGCAGGUUGGGUGUUGUCAAACUAUGCGAUUUUGGCUUCGCCCGUUUGCUAGCAGGACCGGGCGAGUCCUGCACAGAUUACGUUGCUACAAGAUGGUACAGAGCUCCUGAGCUUCUUGUGGGUGACACAAGAUAUGGAAGAGAGGUGGAUAUAUGGGCAUGCGGUUGUCUCCUGUCAGAAAUGCUUACUGGAGAACCCCUUUUCCCAGGAGAAUCUGACAUUGACCAGCUUUUCCAUAUCAUACAGACAUUAGGUGAACUAAGUACAUCACAUCGACAACUUAUGGAGAGAAAUCCUAUGUUAGCGGGACUAAAGCUACCAGCUGCAGCUUCCACACCAUUGAUGGGGUCUUUCCCGUCUUGGUCGAGCCGUGCUCACUCUUUUGUUGCAGCUUGUCUUUGUUUAGAACCAACAGCUCGCCCACAUGCCCAGUCACUCCUAUCCCAUGAUUUUUUCAUUCAUGAUGGGUUUCCUGAGGCAUUUAUACCUAUCCUAAGACAAAAGGUACAGCAGGAGUUUAGUGGAAAUGUUCUUCUCGGUGUAAAUGGAAGGAGGGGAUCUAGUACAAAUGAAAAAAGAGGGAGGGUGCGCAAGGGGCCUGGUGGACACAGCCCAGAAAGCAUAUAUGGUCGUAGCAUUGCUAGACCACUUCCUCCCCAGCCGACGUCAACUACUUCCAGAUCAGAAAAUGCACACUCAGUUAGAGCUUCCCCUACAAAGCAACCAACAUUCUGCCAACCAUCUCAAUCGAUACCAGCCACCAAACCCUCAGUGUCGUUUGCACCAUUGACCCCUUCCCACCAGAGGUCGAGUGGGAUAUCAGGACCUAAUAGUCUUGCUCCAGCUAUAGCAGAAGAUGCACCUUUGAGUCCUAGAUCAUCUCUAAUUCCUCCUCUUAGAGAUUCACAUACUAUCAUAACGUCUAGUGUGAUUUCGAAUCCUGUUCCAACGAGUACAAGCAACAAUAAUACAAUAGCCCUAACUCUUAACAUCACAGGCACAACAAAUACUGCAUCACCAGCAAGAAAUAGCAGGGUAAAUGAGAAAGGGCGUAAGUCACCAGUCAAUCUGUGGGGUACUAACUCAAAAUCUAGAGGACAAGCUCUGUGCAUUCAAGGACAAGGGCAAGGCAUUGGCUCUUCACAUAUAAAUUGGGAAGAUGAUGACAAUUUUGGAAUGGCUCUGGAUGGUCCUUCAUCCUUUACUUCAUGUAAUCGUCAACUUGCCCUUGAAAACAAGAAUUUAGACAGCACUCGAAAUAUAGACUUGAGUCGUCAUCCCUAUACUAUCAGCUUGGACAGGACAAAAGAACUUUUUGGCAGAGACAGUUCGUAUAGAGAUAAUUCCUCCCACAGAGAGUUCACUCGUGACCCCUUAAGAGAGAUCAGGGACAACCCUCGAGAUCCUUUAGGACUUAAUAAGGAACUCAGAGAAUCUAUUCGAAGACCCAAACUAGAAAUGGGAUGGGCAAAACCUCGACUUCUGAAUGAUGAUUUGUCUCUGCCAAAUGUCCCUGGUGGUGCUUUAUCUAAUAAUGGGAAUAGUAGCCCUAAAAAGAAUAGCAAUUCUGUACCUGGAUCAAGCAGCUGGAUUGUUGGAAAUAAACCCCCAAGGCCAGGAGUUAUUAUGCCACUCCUCAGUAAUAACAAGAGCAACUCAGCAACUUCAGUGAGUACUCAGUAA